This is a messenger RNA of Priceomyces carsonii, 267 nucleotides long. RefSeq lists its product as uncharacterized. Bases 1 to 267 code for a protein of 88 amino acids. Gene Ontology annotation, biological process: iron-sulfur cluster assembly. The record is from RefSeq and is a predicted model, not a curated record. NCBI's taxonomy places the organism in Eukaryota, Fungi, Ascomycota, Pichiomycetes, Serinales, Debaryomycetaceae. The transcript has a single exon. Gene Ontology annotation, cellular component: mitochondrion; L-cysteine desulfurase complex.
AUGACUAAAUCAAAGGAAGUUUUAUCAUUGUACAAGGGACUCUUAGAAAAGGCUCUCAAAUUCGACAACUAUAACUUUAGGGAGUUUGCGAAGCGUAGAGUUGUUGACAGCUUCAAAGCUAAUAAAUCGGUCAGUGACCCAGAGAAAAUAACUCUGCUCUACAACGAAGGAAUCAAUAAUUUGGCAGUGUUACAUAGGCAGACAACUAUUUCCCAGAUGUAUACAUUUGAUAAAUUAGUUGUCGAGCCUUUGAAGAAGCAUCAUUAA